CAACGCAACGCUGCAGGGCGGGGACCUGGACCUGGGCAGGAGGAGACGUGGGCAACCAACGAGGGGAGGGCGUUGCAGAUAGAACGGAGCUGCAACGGGAGCCAAUGCAGCAGCCACCGUCUCAUCCACAAGCUUCGCAUUCUUCUUUUGUUGCUAAGCUGAACUGCAAUCUCUCACUCAAGAAACAAGAGUCGAUGCCCCCCAACCAGGUUUCUGUAGCUGCGGAGGAGACCUCGUUGCCGUUGCAUCAAUGGCGUCUGCUGUGUGUGCGAAGCCCUGUGUUGGGUCCAUCGCUGCCACUUCCUCCAGCAAGUUCGAAACCAAUGUCGCCUCUACCAAGGCCUCGUUCUUCUCAGGACGGGCAUUGCGCAUGACCAAGGUAGCUGCCUACACCAAUGGUGACAUGACAAUCUCCGCUGUUGCCGCUCCCCAGAACGAGAGGCCGUUGUGGUUUCCCGGCAGCCAAGCACCAGAGUGGCUUGAUGGAAGCCUUCCCGGAGACUUUGGUUUCGACCCCCUCGGUUUGGGAUCGGACCCGGAGACGCUGAAGUGGUUCGUGCAGGCAGAGCUUGUGCACUGCCGAUGGGCCAUGCUUGGAGCCGCCGGAAUCUUCAUCCCGGAAGCUCUGACGAAGAUGGGCAUCUUGAACACUCCGUCGUGGACCGUGGCGGGCGACGCCGACUACUUCACGGACAAGACCACGCUGUUCGUGAUUGAGCUGAUCCUGUUCGCGUGGGCCGAGGGCAGGAGAUGGGCGGACAUCGUGAACCCCGGGUGCGUGAACGUGGAUCCCGUAUUCCCCAACAACAAGCUGACGGGCACCGACGUGGGGUACCCCGGAGGAUUGUGGUUUGACCCGCUGGGCUGGGGCCAGACCAGCGACGCCGCGAAGCUGAAGGAUCUGAGGACGCGAGAGAUCAAGAACGGGAGACUGGCGAUGCUUGCGGUGUUGGGCGCCAUCGUGCAGGCGAACUACACGCACACAGGGCCCAUCGACAACCUGGUGGCCCACUUGGUCGAUCCCGGUCACAACACCAUCUUCGCGUUGAGCAACCUGGUAGGCAAGUAGAGCGGCGAUGGCGUGAAGGGAUGCGGGAGGGAAGCGAGCGCGAGCGAGCGUGGCUUAGAGAAUGUGGGAUGGAGUAGAAUGAGUAGGAGAUUGUGGAUGCGAUGUUCCUGAGAAUUUUAUUUAUUGAACGUGGGGGUGCGUGGGUGUUGCGGUGAAAACGUUGCACGAAUUUCUCGAUGGUUCCAGGACUACUGCUGAUGUGCAGAUGAAUCACGUUGCGCAUGUGCAUGUGUGUGUGGGUGUGGAAUGUGUCUCAUGGUUGCACUGAUUGACGUGUGUGAAGGGGCAUGGGUUCGUUGGAGGGUUAGAUUUGGAGUGUCACAGUUGUGGUAUCUGAAAAUUGGCACAUUGGUUUCGUUGGCCAGUGUGGUUGGUGAUGAAUGAGUGAAGGAGAGGGUGCAGUUGGUUCAGAUGGUGUGCGCAUGGACACUUUGCGGCGGCGGAUGGUGGCAUGUGAAGCAGUGCGCAACGAACGGGGAGGUGGUGGAUGACCCAUAUCGAUGGGAGGUGGGUGCGAGGGGCGGUACAUGUGGUCGCGUAGGUAGUUGAACUUGUGUCUCUUCGGAGACAUCUGAUAAAAUUGGAACGAUACAGAGAAGAUUAGCAUGGCCCCUGCGCAAGGAUGACACGCACAAAUCGAGAAAUGGUCCAAAUUUUUUCUCUCCUCUCUUCCC
Physcomitrium patens is the source of this 1743-nucleotide messenger RNA. Its product is annotated as photosystem I chlorophyll a/b-binding protein 2, chloroplastic. Lineage: Eukaryota; Viridiplantae; Streptophyta; Bryopsida; Funariales; Funariaceae. Gene Ontology annotation, biological process: photosynthesis, light harvesting. Gene Ontology annotation, cellular component: membrane. The record is from RefSeq and is a predicted model, not a curated record.